Diorhabda sublineata is the source of this 1314-nucleotide messenger RNA. Its product is annotated as general transcription factor II-I repeat domain-containing protein 2A-like. Lineage: Eukaryota; Metazoa; Arthropoda; Insecta; Coleoptera; Chrysomelidae. The record is from RefSeq and is a predicted model, not a curated record. Gene Ontology annotation, molecular function: protein dimerization activity. The transcript has a single exon. The coding region runs from base 1 to 1314 and encodes 437 amino acids.
AUGGGUGAGCAAGUAGAAAAGUCUAUGCUUAGCCUAGUUAAAAAAAGCCUAAUAUUUGUGCGUACUACUUUUGACGAUUUUAUCAGUAAAGAGGAGUUAUUUGAUAUCUGCCCUCUUUAUGGAACGACUAAAGGAAAAGACAUCUAUGAGGCUGUGAAGAAAGCAGUUGAUAGAAUUGGAGGUUUCGAUAAAUGUUCAGCCAUAGCAACAGACGGGGCCCCAUCAAUGACAGGUAAAAAAACUGGAUUAGUGGGUCUGCUUCGAGAGAAUGGUGUUACUUGUCCUGCAAUCCAUUGUAUUAUACAUCAGGGAGCUUUAUGUGGAAAAUCAGUCAAGCAAAAUCAAGUUUUUCAAACCGUGAGUAAGAUUAUAAAUAAGAUUAGAGGUGGAAAUCGAUCCCUUCUACACAGGCAACUUAGGCAGUUUUUAGUGGAAACAGAGGCUAAGUAUGGAGACUUGCUAAUGUACAACCAUGUAAGGUGGCUGAGUGCAGGAAAGUGCAUGGAACGGUUUUUUGCCAUAAGGAAGGAAAUCCCUGCAUUCCUCAAUGAAUACGUUUUAUCGGACACAACUGAACUGGAAAGAAAGCUUAAGGAUCCAGAAUUCCUCAGACAGUUAGCUUUUUUAACAGAUCUGACUAAUCAUCUUAACAGUUUAUACUUGAGUCUUCAAGGAAGAAACCAGACGGUUUCAGAUUUAAUCGGAAAAAUAAACGAAUUUCGCAAUAAGCUGAGCGUGCUUAAACAUGCUUUGGAAAAGAACAACCUGACAUACUUCCCUAGCUGUCUGCAACUAACAGAAGAAUUCAAUAGUGAGGAAAAUAUUGAGUUUCCAUGCUGCAGUUCACAAAUUCAACAAGUUAUUGAUGAAUUCAAUACAAGAUUUGAAGAAAUCGAAAGUCUCAAAAGCAGUUUACUGCUUUAUAAUAAUCCUUUUGGAGUAAUCAUUGGAGAUCAACCACCCGACUUACAAAUUGAGUUAUGUGACCUUCAAGCUGACAUGUUCCUAAUCACCAGACAAGAAAGGGAACCUGAAUUUUUCAAAUUACUGUCUAAAGAGAAAUUUCCAAAUUUGCGAGAUUUUGGACUGAAGAUUACAUCAAUGUUCGGAAGCACAUAUACAUGUGAAAGUGCCUUUUCCUCCAUGAAGUACACUAAAAACCACAACAGAAGCAACCUCACCGAUUCUUCCUUACGUCAUCUCAUGAGACUGUCUACAACUGAACUGGAGGUGGACAUUUCCUCAUUGGUGGAUGAAGCCGAUCGACCACAGUCUUCACAUUAUUCUCUUAGCUCUCAAAAAAAAAAUAUGUAA